AUGCCUCCAAAGAAGGCUCCAAAAGGAGGAAGCGGUAAAGAUGAGCCAAAGAAGGAAGCGAAAGGAGGAACUGCUGUGAAAGUUCGUCAUAUUCUUUGUGAGAAGCAAGGGAAAGCAUUAGAAGCAAUUGAAAAACUGAAAGCUGGAAUGAAGUUCAACGAAGUGGCUUCUCAAUACAGUGAAGACAAAGCGAGAAGCGGUGGAGAUCUUGGAUGGAUGACACGUGGUAGCAUGGUUGGGCCAUUCCAGGAUGCAGCGUUUGCUUUGUCCAAUAGCUCAUGUGAUAAACCAAUUUAUACGGACCCACCAGUAAAAACGAAGUUUGGUUAUCACGUAAUCAUGGUCGAGGGGAAGAAGUGA
This is a messenger RNA of Caenorhabditis remanei, 360 nucleotides long. RefSeq lists its product as uncharacterized. The coding region runs from base 1 to 360 and encodes 119 amino acids. The record is from RefSeq and is a predicted model, not a curated record. Lineage: Eukaryota; Metazoa; Nematoda; Chromadorea; Rhabditida; Rhabditidae. Gene Ontology annotation, biological process: rRNA processing. Gene Ontology annotation, molecular function: peptidyl-prolyl cis-trans isomerase activity; DNA binding. The transcript is spliced from 2 exons.